CUCAGUUUUCGAUUUUACUUAAAAUCUAGAUUUUGACUGCAUUGGUUAAGGGAUAGAGAGGGUAUUUUUGGUUUAAUGAAAAAUAAUGGAUUUUUGGUUUAAUGAAAAAUAAUGGGGAUAUGAGUGUCAUUUUCGCUCUUGGUUUUUCAUCAGCUAGCCAAAUCAUGUGGGAUUUAUAAAUCUGUGGGGCCCACGGAUUUGGGGCACAAAAAAAACCCAAAUCCGUGGGCCCCACGGAUUUAUUUCAACAAAUUUGGAUGAAGCAAACAAAAGAUUGUACCUAAAUCCUUGAUAGUUGGUUUUUUUAUACCAAAUCCAUGUACCAAAUCCUUGAAGCAAACGAACCCUUGGUUUUGAUUCUUGUUUGUCAUUCUUUUUUCAUGGUAUAUUUUAUCAGAGGAAGGAUCCUCCGUCGACCAGGCUUUUUCUGGGUCGCUCUCUCUGGGCCUAUCCUUUCAUCCUGGGUAUGUCCUUCCUUCCUUUCUUUCUUUCUUUCUUUAAGCAAAAGGGUAUGUCCUUUCCUCAUUACUGAGACAAAGGGUGGUAGGGGGAAAAACGGGAGUUUUCCCUGGCUCUCCUUGGGAUUAUAAAUUAGAGUAAAAGGAAAUCUUUCUUCUGUAAUUGCUUAGUUACAAUCCCUGUUUGGGGAUCGAUCGCGCUAAUGCAUCGAUUUUGCCGUGUUGGACUGGUUCUGUUGACUGAACUAACUAAACCGAGAAUUCGGUUUCCUGAUCAAUUGUUCGCUUAUAGGGGUGGACUUGUGGCUAAUUGUGAGCAGGGAUUUGGAUGCUAAACUUGUGGGUGAAGGGCACAAUUUCGUGUCUGAAGAACUUCAGGGAUCCGGCAGGAGAAUUUCUGCAAAUUUUCUUGAAUCCAGUCUUUCACUAAGAUUUCGAAUAGCUGUCCCGAAUUCAAAUUGAUUAUGUUUCGCCCCUUCCUCGGAGAAAGACGAUCAAACAAUUCCCAAUCAUGGUCCUUGCAGAUGUGAAGCCAAGAAGAAGAAUAAAUGCAGGGUUUACCGGGAAAUCUUGCAAAGUUUUGAUCAGUCGCACGUGAGGACUGAGGCCCUUGAUGAUUUGAAAACCAAGAUUUUGAGGUAGUUUUGCUCUCUUGCAGAAUGAUCAUAAUUCAUAAAUGCUGUCUCUUAUUAUAGGCUUAAUGGGAGCUAAUGUGACUAUUAUUUGUGUUACAAGGAGUCAAGUUGUUCUUGCUUGACUCAGACCAUCUAGGAUUCAGAAAAAGAUACUAGUGUCAUUCUCAUGUUGUUUUGACGCUAAAGUCUGUUUCAUUUUCAAUCCGACUUGCAGCUACACACCUGGAAGAUGGGUUGAAAACUCCAGGGCGAUGAAAUGUAGCAACUAUAACGUUCCAGAGACAACAACAUUGUUGCUGGUUGGUCCAAAAGGAUGUGGAAAGAGCAGCCUUGUUAAUCGGAUUUCAAAGGUGUUUGAAAAGGGCAAGUUUGCUUCUGAAAGAGCGCAAGUAUCAUGUAAUCUGUUGUUUGGAGAUGGAACAUACUUCCUUCAGGAGUAUUCGGUUCCUAGAGAUUCAAGUUCAUUUUGUCUUUAUGACACCCGUGGCUUGUCAGAUAGCACAUCUGAAAACAUUGAGAUGCUCAAGCAGUUGAUGACUAAAGGUGUUCGGAACGGGGGGCUGAUACUCAGGUCUAAACUCUUCAUUGUUCAAUUACUAUUUGUUUCUCGCUGGUUUUGGAAAUUCCAUUAACUCAAUAAUUUUUUUGAAAUUCCUACACGAUAUCUCUUAAUUGGUUUUACACACAGGCCAUCAGACAGUUCAAGUUUAGUAAAAAGAAUGAAGGGCAAAGCUCGCCAGAGUGGUUGCUGGUCCAGAGAAAAGAGGAAGGUGAACUUUGUAAUAUUUGUCAUCAAUGGGCUUGAAGUUCUCAAAGCAAUGGAGACAAAUUGUGAGCGAGGCACCAAAUAUACCCAAAUGAUUGUUACAACAUUCAACUGUCCCUACUUGUCAUUUAAAGGUACUGAAACUGCACGAAAAUCUUGUUUCUCAAAUCUCAAUCAUAGCCUUGUUGUUAGAGCUGGGGGAAGAGUUUGGUGGUGGUCAAGGAUUUACUUAGGCAUGCAGAAACGUUUUACAAGAAACCACCAGUUACUUUUUGCAUCUUCUGUCAAUUUUUCAUCUUUAGUUCUUUUUGCAAUUAGGAGUCAGAAAUUAUUUGGUCAUGCCUCUGUGCUGCUUGUCUUCCCCGUUUGGCAGAUGAUAAACCCAUCGUCGUUGUUACUCAUGGUGAUCUGAUUUCACUUGCUGACCGUGCCCGCAUCCGUGUCCGUCUGGGAGACCUUUUGGGUGUUCCACCUGCAACACAGGUUUUUGACAUUCCAGGUGAUCAUCUCUUCUACUGAAUCUUUGUUUGUUUGAGAUUUCGCUUAAUAAACACUGUAAGGUUGA
Molecule: messenger RNA, 2424 nt
Organism: Linum trigynum
Lineage: Eukaryota; Viridiplantae; Streptophyta; Magnoliopsida; Malpighiales; Linaceae
Source: the annotation of a GenBank genome assembly